Molecule: messenger RNA, 702 nt
Organism: Angiostrongylus costaricensis
Lineage: Eukaryota; Metazoa; Nematoda; Chromadorea; Rhabditida; Metastrongylidae
Source: the annotation of a GenBank genome assembly
AUGAAAUCCGGUAAGAUAUUAAGUGCAUUUGACUUCAUAGUGCUAAAUUUCACUUGCACACGUAAUGCUUGUUUAGGGUGUGACACUAGAAACAACUGUCCACAUGGUCCUAAAGGUAUGCCAGGUUCAGCCGGCAAAGAUGGAGAACCAGGUUCGUCUGGAUCACCUGGGGAAAUGGGUGUCAUAGGAGUUCUUGGUGUUACUCUGCAACCGAAACCAAGUGGUUGUCGACAAUGUCCGUCUGGACACCCUGGACAACUGGGGUAUAUGGGAAUUACUGGGGAGCCAGGGCCUGAGGGCAGCGAAGGACAACCAGGUAUACCAGGACGCCCAGGAAGCAUUGGAAUGCCUGGGGUGCCUGGAGAACAUGGACCAGAGGGAAGACCGGGAAAUAUGGGAGAAAUUGGAGUUCGUGGAAUGGAUGGAAAAAGAGGAGCGAAGGGUCCUAGCGGUCCCAAAGGACCAACAGGCGCACUUGGACCCAGUGGUGCACCGGGAUUUCUUGGUAGAGACGGUUCUCCAGGUAUGAUGGGGCCUCCUGGACCGCCGGGACCAAGCGGAAUGCCAGGGAAUAUUGGGUAUCCAGUCGGUGCUGGAAGCCCAGGAGCCGAUGGUGCACCAGGUGAAGACGCUAGUUACUGUAGAUGCCCGGCACGUGGACUGAUUAAAAAAGCUUUACGCGUAAAGAUCAUUGCGACUUAA